This is a messenger RNA of Malassezia globosa CBS 7966, 3108 nucleotides long. RefSeq lists its product as uncharacterized. The record is from RefSeq and is a predicted model, not a curated record. The coding region runs from base 1 to 3108 and encodes 1035 amino acids. Gene Ontology annotation, molecular function: protein binding. The transcript has a single exon. NCBI's taxonomy places the organism in Eukaryota, Fungi, Basidiomycota, Malasseziomycetes, Malasseziales, Malasseziaceae.
AUGGAUCCCCAACCCAAUCUUCUUGAGCAAUCACACUCACCUUUUGUCGCGGCCAUGACCAACGCCGGGGUAACGGCAUCUGCAUGGGCACAGCCUGAUCACCCUGAGUGGUACAUGUUGCGCGGUAUGGUACCAUGCGCAGAAGCUGAGUCGAAUGUAUCAUGCGUAAAACUGAUGAAGGGCGAGUUUGCAGAUCUGCUCAAGUCGUCAGCUGCGCGACCCAUGCUCGAAUCUGUGGCACAGAUAUUGCGCUCUUCAUUGGCCGGCUAUACAAGCUCUGAGGCUGUGCGGAUCCUUCUCCCAUUUGACAAGGUCCGAGCUGAAAUGACCGCAGCUCCCGUGGACGUGCUAUGCGUCGCCAUAGCUGCCUUACACGCUUUCGUGCAGUUGAAUUGGACAGGACCUGAUUUCAAUCUCACACCAGUGGAGCUACUUCGAUAUCAUGCGCCGCAUCACUUUUCCCUGCGAUCAGUGCACGAAAAUGAAAGGGAAUGUGAUGAGGACAUGACUUACGCACGUGUUCUGCACGCAUCCAGCCUCGAAUACCUAACAUUGCAUGGCGAACCUGCGUAUCACUUGUGUCAAGCACCCUUCUUCCUUGUAUUUUCGCUACUACUUUUCCAUGCUUUGGGUGCCGCAGAAAACGGCACGUUGCUCGCGUCUUUGCCCUGGUGGCAACUGCGCGCGCGAUCUGUGCAUAUCCGUGUGCUAGACGAGCCUGUGGCAUGUGAAGAAGUGCUUCUAACAAACGCUUACCAGAUGGCUUCGGCUUUUGGUGAGUGCAGUGCGAAAGCUUCCAGCGAGGCUGACAAGCAUGCAUGGAGUCACUUACAAGCGCGAAUCACACUGGAAUGUGCGCUUGCGCACCAGCGAGCUGGGCAGGAUCGUUUGGCGUCAGAGGGGUUAGUGGAAGCAGCCAAGAUGAACGGACUUGAGUAUGAGCUGAGCGGAGCUCUCGGCAAACGAACAAAGUGGCAGAAAGAGGACAAGACACAGUUGGUCUUGUUAGCCGAGUCAAGGGAAGCGGGGGCCGACUGUGCCGAGGAAGAGACAUCGACUCAUCCAACAUCAAAGAAUAUCGACUCUGCUAUGCCCCCGAACCAACAUGGGUGGCAAGCUACUGUUGAUCCAAGCAAGCAGGUGAACCAUCAGCCAGCGACAUACUCCCUCAACGAUGAUACCCUGCUGGAACAGACGCAGUUCACAAAAACAGCACCCAACACGGAGCAGCGUCUCUCGCAUCUGGACCCUGGUCAACAGCCACCUUUGGCCGUCACAGAUCAGUGUAUCCUGCUGGCGUUGUGCCUGAAUAUUCACAACACGCAGGCGUCACAUGGCCUGACAUCCGAGCAAAUGUCUGCGUUUGUUGAGCGGGUCGUAUCGCAUCCACAGAACUGGAGUGUGCACACCAUGAGUCUGUUACUCCGCGCUCGACUUGAGUCGACGCGCACGCGAACAGUAGAAAGGAGCACGCUGCAGCUGCAAGCACUCAUUGACCAGAUGCCAACGAAUGAUUCGAGCAUUCGUGAGCGCCUUCGGUUCUUCCAUGCAUUAGACUUGCCCGCGAAAUGGUCUAUGCAGUGCGAGCUUGCCGAUCGGUUUGUGUCGAUCGGUAUGCUGCGCAGCGCUCUGGAAACAUAUGAGCGCAUCGAGAUGUGGGAACAUGUGGUCCAGUGUCUUGGUUUAUUGGGGCAGCAUCAGGAAGGAAGAGAUAUUGUGCGUGAUCUUCUUGAAGGACGCAAGACAGAGGCGGAUGUUCAGCUGCAAACGAAGCGAAUCGCAACGUCGACAAGUCGGAUUCCCCCUGCACGUUUUGCCAAGGCGCGUGAGGCUAAGUUGUGGUGCCUUCUUGGCGACCUGGAACCUGAGCAAGCCGAGUCCCAUUAUUUGCAUGCUUGGGAUGUGUCCGACCAAACAUCGGCACGCGCAGCGCGUUCGUUGGGUGGGUAUCACUUUGCGUUGCACGCGCAUGAACAAGCGGCGGUGUGGCUGCGACGCACGGUGCGCAUCAAUGCGUUGAAUACACGUGCGUGGUUCAUGUUGGGAUGUAGCUACAUGCGGAUGGAGCGUUGGCUUGAGGCUGCUGCGGCGUUCCGCAAGUGUACAGCCCUGGAAGAGGAGGACGGCGAGAGUUGGAACAAUCUCGCAAGCUGUUAUAUGCGCAUGCAUCUAACGCAGGUCCAGCGCCUUGAUACUGUAUUGACCGAGGACGAUCAUGAGCACAGUACCGGAGAUCGCGGCGCUAAUGAUGGUGAUGAUGAUGCGGCCUCGACGUCAAGUGAAAGUACCGCGCGCGACUCUGGGGUGUCUAUUAUGUCCGAUACAGAGCCUGAGACAAGGCAGGAGGCCUCUGUGAAUGAGGCACCGGCGUUCGAACUGCGCUUGUUGGCUCAUAAAGCGCUUGGUAUCUCACUCAAAUUCCAGUUUGAUGCAUGGCGUGUAUGGUCCAACUACAUGAUUGUGUCGGUCGAUGUGGGCAUGCUGAGCGAAGCAGCGCGGGCGUUGGCACGCAUCGUGGAGAUUCGUACGCGUGAGCUCAGCGGAAGCACAGCCAGUGCAUCGUCCAUGAACGUGCAAGACAUCGUGGAUAUGGCGGUACUCAACAGGCUGGUGGACGCUGUCGUUCGUCCGCAUGGAGUGGGCGAGGACGAGCAGCAGCCGAAGGAUGCAAAUGUUGGCGAGGGACUCCGGCCUGCCGUGCUUCGACUCUUCGACCAAACACUGCUGCCGCGUUUCUCGUCUCAUGCGCUGAUUUGGCUGAGCUAUGCACGUCUUAUGUUUGCUAGUGGCCACUACCGCAAGACGUUACAGGCACGGAUCCAGAGUUUCCAGUGCGGCUUAGGGAGUGCUGACGCGUUGGACGUCGUGACAGACAAAGCUGCCUGGAGCCUAGCGAAAGAAGAGCUGCAAGAGUUGUGUGAUGCGCUUGCGAAUCUUGGUCCCCAAGCAGCAGAACCAGGCUCCGAUGAUGAAGCCAUGCCUGACUGGCAAUUCCGUGCGCGUACGCUUGUCCGCUCCUUUAUGUCACGUACGCGCGAUAGCUUUGGAGAUGAGCCUGAAUGGUCAGAGCUCGCUGACCUUGUCGACGAGCUGAAGCGGCAGCCGUAG